AUGUCCGACGAGUCAGGGUUAACACAUGCUUGUGGUGUUUUCGCGUGCAUUAGAGCUGAUGGCGAUCCUUUAGAAGAAAUUGAUGUGGCCAGUAUAAUCUCCCUUGGCUUAGUUUCCCUUCAGCAUCGGUAAGUGUUAAAUUUUGGACGUCAGUUCCUAAUAUUUUCUCAAAUCGUUAAAUGCUAAUUAACACAACUAAUUCAAUGUUCAACGUCUGUAUGAACCACCAGCCCGGUUAAGUACGAAAGAUUGUUGUCUUGGGUACUAUGUGAUAUUAUUAAAGUUAAAAUUUGUUAUUUUCAGCUUUUUCUGCUGGGUUAUGUAUUCUAUGGUCCUUUGUAUUCCACAAACAUUUCGGUUUCCUUAUUAAAUAGUUCCUUUUCCUGUAAUUAAGAACAGAGAUAAUGGCAUUCAUUAAUUAUCCCUUUUAUAAGCUCCAAUAUCCACGUAGAGACUUAAAGGGUUAAUUGAUUGUGAAAGUGAUAAUUUGUUCAGGACUUGGUCCAUGAGAAAAGAUAGUUGAGCAGGGUUGUCACUAAGAUUUUAAGUUGCCGGGUAAAUACAACAAGUAGCCGGGGAAUCAAAUGGCUAGGGAUUUGUUUUGGUUCUAUUUUUCUACUAUUUUCCAAUAAAAGUAGCCGUGGGCCACUCUCUUAGUAGCCGGGGAAAAUCCCCGGCCCCCGGCUCUUAAUGACAACCCUGGUUGAGGAUGGGAUGAGGUGAGUCCAACUUUGGAGAUUAGCAGGGAAUGACAGAGAACUAAUAAAUGUUAUAUAUUUUCCUUUAUGACCUGAGAAAAAGAGCGCAUGACAGAUAACAGCUGCAAGAAACUGUCAGACCAGAAAUUUUUACAAUUAUUGAAUUUGGCUUUCGUAUAAUCUGAAGAAUUAUGGAGAUCGAGGAGGGUGUUAUACGGCUGAGGAGGAUAACGCCCCCCGAAUUCAAUAAUUGUUUUAUUAUUCAGUUCAAAAUACUUAUUCCUAGUUAAAAAACAACCUAAAACAUGCUUUCCUCCAUCAAUGUUAAGUUCAUCUUCGAUAGUGCAGGUUUAUCAGCAAGUUUAGGAGAUAAAAAGUUGUUAAGUUCUGCAAAUAUUCUCCAAAUAGCAAAUGCGUCCGUCAAGUUGUCUUCUCGCUGCCCCUGCUAUGUUUUUAGCCAAUAGCUUGCCUAUUUCUUCCUCUUGAAACAAGUGAAAUGUUCCACCAUUUUGUGCCCACUACCAAAACAACUCAACCUUGUCUCCAGCAGGUCUUCUUGGUUAACAGUUCAAUCAUCUGGCACUUUGGCAGUACAAUAUUUCUUGAAGUCAUUUUUCACAUAUGGCAAAAUUCUUCCAAAUGUGGUUGAAAAUAGCUGGUUAUGAUGAAUUAUGCAUGGAUUUUUGCCAAUCGAAACAGAGAAAUACUUUGAAUGAAUAAUAAAGUAAAUUAGACAACUUUAUAACUGGCGAAUCUGUCCAGCUAGCUUAUUGUAGUUUUAAAGUAGCUAUCUGCUAUUAAAGUAGUAAAAAAUUAGUAACACUGGAUGUUAAAUGGGAAUUGAGCUGUCAGUUGACCUUUGAAAUGUACAUGAGAAAUCCUUUCACAUUUAUGUGCGCCAUUUAAUAAUUUUAGUAUCCUUUCAGGAUAAGUACAUCACCUGACUAAAACUGCUUUUUUGAUUUUUUUUCUUCUUGUUAUUCAUGUUGGUUCAGUUUAAUCCUUUGUUCAAAUUUUAUAUUCUUUGUUUUGGAGGCAUGGUAAUGUAUGAUAAUGAGUUUCAAACAGAGGGAAGAAAAAUCUAACUCAAAUAUAAAAUUGAAUUAUAAUGUACAAAAUGUGGUUUCUUUGCUUUGCAGGGGCCAAGAAAGUGCAGGAAUAGUCACCAAUGAUGGCAAACAAUUUCACCAGCACAAGGGGAUGGGUUUAGUAAACCAUAUAUUCCAAGAGCAGCACAUCAAAUCCCUGCCUGGACACAUGGGGAUUGGACAUACGCGGUACUCAACAGCAGGUGCCUCGGAACUCGUCAACUGUCAGCCUUUUGUUGUUGACACUAUACAUGGUCACAUGGCAGUUGGACAUAAUGGUGAACUUGUAAAUGCAAAGGCAUUAAGGAAAAAAGUUCUUAUGCAAGGAACUGGUCUGUCCACAGGCAGUGACAGUGAAGUUAUUACACAGUUGUUGACGGCGACCCCACCAUGCGGGGAACCAGAUGGUGCCAACUGGCCUGGAAGAAUUUAUCAGAUGAUGCAGCUUACGCAGUUAUCGUAUUCGCUAGUGAUCAUGACACAGGACUGUAUCUAUGCUGUCAGGGAUCCCCAUGGCAACCGGCCUUUGUGUAUUGGGAAACUAAGAAACUUGAAUGACAGCCCUGAACUGUCACGGCUUGGUGGAGAAGUAAUCCACUCUGGAUAUGACAGUGAUUGUAUUGAUGAUAGCACUCUGGGCUGGGUUGUAUCCUCUGAGUCUUGUGGCUUUCACUCAUUUGGCGCGUCCAUGUGCAGGGAGGUAAAACCAGGAGAAAUUGUUGAGUUAACCACAAAAGGUUUUAAGUCCAUGAGGAUUGUUUCUCUGCCAGAUCCAGAAAAACCUAUGUCAUUCUGUAUCUUUGAGUAUGUGUACUUUGCUCGGCCUGACAGCAUGUUUGAGGGACAGAUGGUGUAUAGUGUGCGACAACAGUGUGGUAAACAGUUAGCAAUUGAAGCGCCAGUAGAAGCCGAGCUUGUGAGCACAGUCCCAGAGUCUGCUACCCCGGCAGCAUUAGGUUACUCAUUACAUACUGGCAUUCCAUACGUUGAGGUGCUCACCAAGAACCGUUACGUUGGACGGACAUUCAUUCAACCCAGCAAUAGGCUUAGGAAGCUGGGUGUGGCCAGGAAAUUUGGACCACUGUCAAUGAAUUUUAAGGGAAAGAGGGUUGUUCUGAUUGACGAUUCCAUUGUGCGAGGAAAUACAAUAGGUCCUAUUGUCAAGCUAUUGAAACAGGCAGGAGCCAAGGAGGUGAGCGAUUAAAUAGGUCUCGGGAGUUGUACCCGGAUAAAACCAACUGCCAAAUUGUAAAUGAAAGUGGGUAGCCUGUGCCUCAGACAAAACUAGACUUGUGGUUAAGACCGUCUGCAAAGUAAAAUCUUGUUCUGGGCUUCCACCUGUGUACCAGGAUUUGAGGACGCACCAUGAUUGGCAUGUUAAAAAUGCCAUUGUUGGUUCGCCAAUCUGGUUGAAGGGAAAUUCCAAUGCAUUUCCAGUAACUCGUUGAGCUUGUGGGGCUGAGAACAAGUAUAUCAGCCCUGCUUUCUAAAUUUUACUUUGAGGUAAAGAAUGGCAGUCCUUUUACAGGAGAAUUCAUUAUAACGUGGGAUUGUUAUAUCAGGGCUUCACGUCACUUAGCUCUACACCCCAGCUUGGAAAAAUAUAAAUAAUGUGGCCUUUACUGAUGGUCCUGAUUCCAGCCCAAUUAAUAAUUGUGUUGAGCAGGCCCUGGUUGUGAAACGCAGAAUAGCUUUAUCCACCAGAUAGAUCACUCUCUAUCAGAUAGGCAUAGGAUUACCAAAUUCCAUCAUCCACUGGAUAGCAUUCUCGGAUCAUUAUACGUUUCUGGAAAACUGCCCACCUACCCCUCCCCUAAGCCAACAUUUUGCCCUAAGUCAGAAGUAUGUGUUAAUAUUGGCUUAGGGGAGGGGUAGGUGGGCAGUUUCCCAGAAACUUAUAAAAAUCUGCAUUCUCCACCUUUUAAACAACUGUGGCCAGAAUGUUUUUAGUUGUGUUAUUAUCUUUUUUGUUUUGCUCAUGUUUAGGUCCACAUACGAGUUGCAUCACCCCCAUUAAAACAUCCGUGCUAUAUGGGAAUCAACAUCCCAACAAGAGAAGAGUUGAUUGCAAACAAGAUGAGUGCUGAUGAACUAGCAAAGCAGCUUGGAGCAGAUAGUAUAAUCUACUUGACUUUAGAGGGACUCCUGACGGCAGUACAGUCUGGGAUACCAAGCUCUGCUGGUAAAAAGGACGGUCACUGUACAGCAUGUUUGAAUGGACAGUAUCCAGUUGAGUUGGAUUGGUAAAGUGAAAAGGCUCUAAGAUAUGGUGUAAUGAAUGCUUAUAUACACCUGUUGCAGUGCAUCGCAUAAACCAUAUUCAGCCAGAUGCUGCAGUCUUUUCAAGCCUUUGCAAGUUAAUAGGGUUUUUACAUGACUCAGUGCCAUAUCAAGAGAAUUCUGGUACUGUUCUCAGUAAAAAAGUCUUUGACUAGACAGUCUUUUUUAGUAGUUAGAUUCACAAAAGAGUAGUAACCAAAUAAUGCAGACUCAAGGGGGAAUCUAAUCUAGUUUUUACCUCUCGUAAAGGCGUAAAGGUUGUCAUUGUAUUUCAGUUCAAGGUUUUUCUUAGUUUGAAGGCUACAGAUGUCUGGUUGCUUAUCUUUGACACCAAAAACAGUCAAACCCUGAAGAUUACAAUACAAAUUGUACAAAUUUGUCGCUUUAUUUCCUUUGUCAAUCCUGUAUAUAGAAAUAUGCUCUACCUGGUGCUCAAAUAUACAAUUUGACAGUUAAAACUACCCAGCAUUCAAGUUGACUAUUUUGCAAGUAAAUUUUUAAAGUAGGGCCCUUUUAGUCCCCCCUAGCUACUGCAUGUCCAACGAAAAUGUGUGUGCCAUGGCGGCAUAAAAAAGUGCCUUAAUAUAUUUAUUGUCUUUCCAUAUUUUUAUUUCCUUACUACUUUUUUUAGGCAAUUUAUUUUUUGUUACUUAAAUAUUCAUCUUACUGCAAUGGCAACAGUAAGAUGGUUGGAAGAAUUUAUUACUAGCGUAAGGUGUGGGUUUGUGUGCAUCUAAGAUAUUAACAUAAAAAUGGUGUCAUUACCUAAGUGCAAUAUUUUUUGUGUGGAACUUUUUUUCAGAUGUGU
Messenger RNA from Porites lobata, 4874 nucleotides. NCBI's taxonomy places the organism in Eukaryota, Metazoa, Cnidaria, Anthozoa, Scleractinia, Poritidae. The record is from the annotation of a GenBank genome assembly.